AUGGCUGCACGUUGUUUGUUUGGUAUAUUCGUUUUUGGAUCACAUUCAUCGGUAGUUUACCGAUUUCUCACCGAUGACUUGUAUGCUCAUUUGACCGAAUGUUUCAAAAAUAGAGGUUACAAACUCUCUACUGAUACGAAUGACAAUACUCAAUCUAUGGAUGACAAUGAAGAACAACCUUUGUCAGUAGACGAUGCUCUAUCUGUACAUCUGGCGAUACUGAUUCGAGUUCAUGAACAAACCUCAUCACGUCAGGAUCCUCUCCGGCGAAUAACACUCAAUUCCGGUAUACAAGUAUUCUUCGAUCAGAUCGCAGAAAACAAUCUAAUUUGUAUGGCUGAUAAAUCAUUUGAAACAGUAAUUGUGUUAAAAACCAUCAAUCUCCUCAAAGCUCUAAUCAAAUUUCACAUUGGUGCUUUACCAUUUAUACAUUACAAUGCUGCAGAUCAAUUAAUCAAUAGAAUAUCUGCUUCAUUACAAUAUUAUCUAAAUAAUGUCACAACGAAUCAAGCGUUACUUUUUGAAACUUGUGAAUAUCUUCAUAUAAACCCAUACGUUCGAGAGAAAUGCAAUGAUGCGUGUACAAUGAUUAGUAACGAUGUGCAAAACUCGCUUAAAAUUCGAAAGAAAAUUGUAGUUAUUACUUGUAAUGACAAGAUUGUGCAUAUGUAUCAUAGCCCUGAUCAAAGUCGUCCGAAUAAUGGUGAUCUCUUCUUACUUGUUUUAAACAAUCUUAGUCGAUCAUUGCGCAAAGAAUUCGAUGGAAUCAAUCUCUCGAAUGUAAUGGCACAUAAGUUUCAAACAAAAUUCGACAAACCAAGUCAAAGUGUCAUAGAUACGACAACACCUAGGAAUCAUAGUAUAUCAUAUCCACCUACAGAAAGAACAAACUCAUGUCCGAAUCUCUCUCUUUCAUCUUCAACGGGAUCAAAUGACAAAUAUGAGUUUGCUCAUCGAAGUGAAGUGGUAUUCUUACGAACGUCGAAUAAGGUCAUCGCACCAUUCACACUGUUUACUAUCCCAUUAAAAGAGAAUAUUUCCGCACUUAUUCUUGUCGAAUGGCAAAAUAGUGCAGUUUGUUCAAGUAUAUAUGAACUGAUUCGCCAUCUAGAUUCGUAUACAACACAUGGACUCUUCCCAUACGAUAAAUUGAGUCCACAAGUGAAAUCUGUUGAAAGUAGUGGUGCUGUUCGACGCUAUUUUGAAAAUAUGAACUAUUCGUCGAAUAUUCUCUCUGAUACGUUAAACAAAGCGCAUGCAUUACAUAGAUCAGCCUCCAGAACAAAUACUGACAUUAAUGAAAGACAUCGACAAGGUCUCAGUAUUCUUCGCCAUUUGACGAAUAUGAGUUUGCUAUCAACGGACGUAUUUCGUCAUUUAUUUUUUGAUUCUGAUGAGUAUGCUCGUCGAUGUAGCAUCGAUAUUGAUCACGAUCAAGAAGCCGAUGUUCAAAUGGAAGGUAUUGAUCCGGUAGAUACACGAUACCGUCGAAAUGAACACGAUACAUCCCAUAUGGCGAAAACGGUUCGAAAGAAAAUCAAUUCACUAUUAGAAGAUUGGUUUUCAUUUAUCGAAGUCAAAUCACAACGAAAUAUCACGAUGAGUUUUUGUGAUGUUCCCUUUUCUGGUCUCGUUCAUUUUGCCUUCAUUAAUCGAUCACGGGGAUUAAUCUGGACGCCGACGUUGACUGUUGACGAUCAUCGAUAUCGUCUCUUCACUCAUCCCGAUGGAAAUGACUCCGAAUUUCUUCUCGAGAAAAAAAUUUUAGCAUUCGAAACUGAAUGUUUAACAGCACUUCAGAAUGGUUUCACAUCCUACACAAUGUCAGAUGAACAUUUCACGUUCAAUUAUGCAUUAAGACUACAAGAGGAUAACGGUGCGUCGGCAAGACUCUAUAAAUCUUUCGUUCAAUUGCAACCACCUGGUGUACUAUAUUUUGAUUUCUACAGAGCAUUGGUCGAAGAAUUCUACCGCUGGCUUCCAGAUCAAUCCAUAAGAUGUUACGAACUGAUCGCUGUACACUUAUCUGUAGUGCCUCUUCAUAUUGUGCAAAUGCAAUUCGAUAAACUUUGGAGAAAACUAAUGGAAUUCGAUAAAAUGUCCGAGUCAUGA
Adineta ricciae is the source of this 2112-nucleotide messenger RNA. Lineage: Eukaryota; Metazoa; Rotifera; Eurotatoria; Adinetida; Adinetidae. The record is from the annotation of a GenBank genome assembly.